Messenger RNA from Closterium sp. NIES-65, 1353 nucleotides. The record is from the annotation of a GenBank genome assembly. Lineage: Eukaryota; Viridiplantae; Streptophyta; Zygnematophyceae; Desmidiales; Closteriaceae.
AUGUGGCUUUCGAUGGCACGCGCAGGCGCGGUGCCGGCGUCGCAUCCUGACGAGGCUUCCUCGAACCUUCUAUCUGAGCUCGACUCCCCUCCGCCGCUGCUCAGCAGCCCAGCCACAGACGCAGCAGCGGGACAGGCUUCGCAUGGGGGGGACGCGGGUGCGCGCGAGACGGCAUCAGGGCCGGAAGAUGGCGGCUGGUCGCGGGAUACGCGAGAAGGCGAGUGGGGCGAGCGGGACACGGGCGUGGUGGAGCAGGUCAGCGCGGAGCCGCAUGAAACGGCGCAAGGCGAGGAUGUGGCGGAGGAGCGGGGCGAGCUGGCAGCGUGGGGAGCGAAAGGGCAGCGCAAGAGGCGCACGCGGCGGCGGUUCUACCCGGAUGAGCGCGACGAGCUGCGGAAGGCGCUGCUGGAGCACCUCACUCUGCUGCGCCUGGAGGAGGCGCGCGCGGAGUGGGCGGAGCGGGGGGAGAGCGAGUGGAGGGAUGGCGCAUGGGAGAUGGAGGGGGACAGGGACACGGGUGGGGGAGAAGCGCAUGUGGAGGAGAGGGAGGGGGAGGGCGGAUGGGGGGAAGAGGAAGCGCUGAUGGAGCAGGCAAGGGCUGCUGCAGAGGCUGCCCGCGCUGCUGCUAGGGUGAGGCGUGGGGGAGAGGGGGAAUGGGAAGGAGGGAUGGGAGGAGUAGCUGAUUGGGUGGGAGAGGUGGGAGGCAGCCCACCGACCUUGCAACAGGGGUCGCCUCGCAGGGGGAUAGGAGGAAGGGAAGUAAGGGGCAGAGAGAGCAUGGUGAAUGGGGGGAUGAGUGCAGCCGUGAGUGUGGCUGAGGCUGUAGCUGACGUGGCACUGAUGGUGGAGCAGGAGUUGGAGCGAGAGAGGAGGCGAGAGCAGGAGGCGGUGCUGCUGGGCGGGGUCACAAGCCCUCCUGGAGCGUGCCCAGCAGUGCCGGCCUCAUGGCAGCAGCCUUGGUGGCUGUCGCCUGCUGCCCCACCUGCUGCUGCUGUCUUUUCUGCCUCUGCUGCUGGCUGGCAUGCAUCGACUGGCAUGAACAGUGUCAAGGGGGAUGGCGUGCCAAUCAAGGGAGCAGCUGGGGCAGGUGGGGUCAUGGAGAGACGAGCUGGGGGAUUUGCAGAGUUCAGUGGGCGAAGUGGGGUAGGCUUUGCUGCGUUUGCUGGCAACGGGGCAGGUGGUGAGCAGCAGGGUGAUGGCAAUGCAGCUGGCAGACAGCAGGCAGGCGCAGGUGAAGAGGUCAUUGUGGACACCAAGGGGAACGCAGGCAAUUCACGGCCAGGUUUCAAGAUUGACAAUCCUAUACAUGCUGGAAAGCCAUUAUCUCCACUUUUCACACUAAUGAGAAGGUAG